This is a messenger RNA of Grosmannia clavigera kw1407, 2421 nucleotides long. Its product is annotated as alpha-l-fucosidase. The record is from RefSeq and is a predicted model, not a curated record. The transcript has a single exon. The coding region runs from base 1 to 2421 and encodes 806 amino acids. Gene Ontology annotation, cellular component: lysosome. Gene Ontology annotation, biological process: glycoside catabolic process; fucose metabolic process. Gene Ontology annotation, molecular function: alpha-L-fucosidase activity. Lineage: Eukaryota; Fungi; Ascomycota; Sordariomycetes; Ophiostomatales; Ophiostomataceae.
AUGAUGCCACCUCAUCUCUUACGCUUCGGCCUUUGGGCCUUACAUACGACCGCCUUAGUAUCAGCUGCGCCGUCUUUUCCACUGCGCCGAUCGCCGGCAGAUUAUGCAGUAUCCGUGCCACUCGACCUGUCGGCCGUGCUUAACAACAAGGCCUUUGGCACGUAUGCGGGAGAGGCUGCCUUCGACCCACUCAACCAAUCAUUCCCGGCGCCCAACUUCGACACCACGGACUUCGUCUCCCCCGACACCGGGAUCGCCUACUCGUUUCCUGGCUACACUGGCCCAGGAGUGGCAGAUAACCUCAUAUGUGCCAGGCAAACCAUUUCUGUUGUGCCUAGCCGCUACUUUUCGGUCUCCUUCCUCGUUGCUGCCGACGUCGAGUCUACCACCGUCACCGACAACGUCACCUUUACGUUUUCUGACAACAGCACGACGCAAUACCAGCUGCGCAGUCUGAACUACUACAAUUUCCUCGCCAUCAACCGCGGUGUCAUCAUCUUCCCAAGCCGUUUCACCAGCAACAGCACAAACUACAACACGAGCCAUAUCUUUGAGCGCACCGCAGCACUACCAAGCCACAAAGAGCUGACCUCCAUCACUCUGCCAUCCACAACCAACACCACUUCCGGCCGCCUGCACAUCUUUGCCGUCUCUCUACUGAAGGCCAGCGGCGUGGUCGUGCAGGAUGUGCGACCGACACAGAAGUGGCUCGCGUCUGGCAGCCAAAUCGUAGAAGUCACAGUCGUCAAUGGCGGCGAUGCGUGUGUGGCCGGUGGCGGUCUGACCGCGGCCAUCAAGGCCGCCGGCUUUACAACAGUCGAGAGCGGCCAUGUCAAGCGGCUCUGUCCUGGUGAUCAGAAGACGGUACAAGUUGGCGUGGGCCAACAGAAAGAACGCCUCAGCAGCGGUCCGGCCACCUGCAACAUAGAGGUCAGUCUUAUCAACAACGACAAUGGUCGGUCAGAGACACAGACAUUUCCUGGUGUCGAGUUCGGCCUUCUGCCAGCUUGGACAGAGGACCUGUCAACGCUGGCGAAGCACGAAAGUCCUGACUGGUUUAAUGAUGCCAAGUUUGGCAUAUUCAUCCACUGGGGUCCGUACUCGGUGACUGGCUGGGGCAACAGUUCUCCCUACGAGAGCUACGCCGAGUGGUUCUGGUGGUACUCUACCCAUCAUCCACAGGCAGAUCGGUCAGACUUCUACGACUACCGCCUGCGCACCUUUGGCUCCGAGUGGGUGUACGACGACACCUUCUCUAAUUUCACCGCCGCCAAGUUCGACGCCAAGGCUUGGGUCGAUCUCUUUGCCGGGGCAGGCGCCAAGUACUUUGUGCUGACGACGAAGCAUCACGACGGCUUCGCACUCUUCGAUACGGCCACGACCUCGAAUCGCUCCUCCUUGCACUAUGGCCCUAAGCGCGAUCUUCUGCUCGAGCUGUUCGACGCGGCCGAGAAGUACCAGCCAGAGCUCAAGCGGGGGACGUAUUUCUCGCUGCCGGAGUGGUUCAACCCCGACUUUGGUCCCUACGGCUUCGACCAGUUCUCGACCGCCUCCACAGUCUCCUGGCCUGGAAUCGAGGCCAAGAAUCCAUACACCAACAAGACCGAGCCAUACACGGGCCAUGUGCCCAUUGGUGACUUCAUAUCAGAUCUCAUGGUGCCACAGAUGAGCCUUCUCGCGUACAACUACAACACAGACCUCAUGUGGUGCGAUUGUGGAGCGGCGAACGGAACAGCAGGUUUUGCUGCCGACUGGUGGAACCACGCGCGCACACAAAACCGACAGGUGGCCAUCAACUCCCGUUGUGGGCUCGCAGAGACGUCUGAUUUCGACACGCCCGAGUAUCAGACCUUUUCGGUGGCACAGCGCACCAAAUGGGAGAGCAACCAGGGAAUAGACCCCUACAGCUACGGCUACAACCGUGCCACAGCACCGGCUGCAUAUAUGACGGCGAGCAAAAUCGUCUACACGCUCGUCGAUAUGGUAUCGAAGAAUGGCAACCUCCUGUUGGACAUCGGCCCAAAGCCUGACGGAACCAUUGACGACACUGAAGUGGCACAUCUGCUAGACGCCGGAAACUGGAUUCACGCACAUGCUGAGGCCAUUUACAACACUACCUACUGGUUUGUCCAGAGUGAACUCCUGUCGGGUCCAGAUGUGCGGUUCACACAGACGAACGACGCAUUCUUCAUAUUGUUCCUGGAAACCCCUGUUCCCGAUUUUGAUGGGUUUGUGUCUAUAGAGGCACCUAUUCCUAUACUCGAGGGCGAUGUCAUCACCCUUCUAGGUGUGUCUGAUACGGCUCUUCAAUGGACGUAUGCUUCGACGUCGGCUGCAGGGAGUACGUUGCGCAUAUCCGUCUCGAACGAUGUGCUAGCCAUGGAAACGUAUUGCUGGGUUUUCAAGGUGUUAUAUUCAUAG